Molecule: messenger RNA, 1120 nt
Organism: Oryzias melastigma (Indian medaka)
Lineage: Eukaryota; Metazoa; Chordata; Actinopteri; Beloniformes; Adrianichthyidae
Product: caspase-1
Biological process (GO): regulation of apoptotic process; proteolysis
Molecular function (GO): cysteine-type endopeptidase activity
Source: RefSeq, a predicted model, not a curated record
GACAUCGUGAGGAAAAAAGGCUCGAAGGCCAGCUCGAAGAUGAUUGAUCACUUAGAAAAAAAUGAUCCGUCUCUUUUCUCUGAACUGGGUCUGUCCGGUGCUCAUCAGCCACAGAAAAAUGUACAUCCACAGAGCGAUGAGGUGACAACAUCUGUCCUCACCAUCCAGGAUUUCUGGAAGACGAAACAAAAUGAUCCAGAGGUUUAUCCUGUGACCAAAGAUACUUACAAGAAUCGUGUUGCUCUGAUGAUCACAAAUAAAACGUUUUUGAAUGAGAAAAUGAACCGGAGUGGAGCUGAAAAAGACGAGGAGAACAUGGAGAGACUGCUUUCAAACCUGGGGUAUAAAGUGGAGAAGCACACAAACCUCACUGGAAAGGACAUUAAUGAAGCUUUCAUUAGCUUCUCCAAACAGCAAAAACUAAAGCAGACGGACAGUGUGAUCGUCGUUCUCAUGUCUCACGGGAAGCUGGGAGCUGUUCUCGGUGUUGACGAAUACGAGUUUCCUGUCAACAACAUUUAUGAACACUUGGGUUCAGAAAAAUGUCCAGCAUUGUUGGAUAAACCCAAAAUCAUCAUCAUCCAGGCCUGCAGAGGAGCUCAAAAGGGAUCUGUGCUCGUCAGUGAUGGUGAAAGCCAAGCUGGAGGGUUCCAAUCUCCUGCUGCUGCAGAAGAUUUACUGGAGGACAGUUGGAGAUAUGUGCACAAAGAGAAAGAUUUCAUUUCACUUCUUUCCUGCACUCCUGAUACUGUGUCCUACAGGCAACCAGAUGACGGGUCGAUCCUCAUCCAGUAUAUUGAUAAAAUAUUCAGCAGUGAUGCAAAUACUCAGCACAUCCAGGAGCUCUUCAGAAAAGUAAGAUGUUACAAUCAACACUGCUUUAAACUGGACAUUUUGUUAGUUAUAAAAAGUGCACGUAAAUGAAAAUAUGCAUUAAUGCAACGACGUGGCAGCAGCUCUGGAUCUAUAAGGUCUUUGGUCAAGUAUCAGAGCAGAGAAACAAGGGAUUUAGGUCAGUUUAAAGGUAUAUCAAAUCUGCGAUUAAGUAUAGGUAUAAUGUUUUUUUUUUUAUUGUUUCAUCAGUAGAAUAUUAAUUUUUUGAGAACAAAAACUCAUUUCU